Molecule: messenger RNA, 1686 nt
Organism: Menidia menidia (Atlantic silverside)
Lineage: Eukaryota; Metazoa; Chordata; Actinopteri; Atheriniformes; Atherinopsidae
Source: the annotation of a GenBank genome assembly
CUGCUGGACUCCUGCAUGCUGACCCCCCCCGUCUUCCAGGACGAGGACGGUAUCCCGUCGGACUUUUCUGACCCGCCUGGAGGAAGACAGCUGACAGAUAACCUCCACAGACUCGCAUUCCUCCCGCCCACAGACACCGGCCCCGUUUCUGUCCUCCGAAGCGCCAGCAGCUCCCUCCCGGCCCCGCCCCUCCCCCGGUGCCCUCGGGCCAUGGUUCGCAAAAAGGGUUCCCUGAUCCUGUGCGGCGCGUUCCUGUUCGUGGCCUGGAACGCCCUGCUGCUGCUCUACCUCUGGGGCCGGCCCCCCCUGGGCCGCCCGGGGGACGGGGGGGGCGCCGAGCCCGGGGAGAAGGAGGAGUGGGGCCUCGGCAGGGGGGGGGGGGGGGGGGCCGCGGCUCAGGCCAACCUGGCCGGGGAGGUGAUCCGCCUGGCCGAGGAGGUGGAGGUGCAGCUGGAGACCCAGAAGAAGCUCCUGAAGCAGAUCGAGGACCACCGGGCGGCCUGGGCCCGCCAGAGGGACGUGGGGAAGAGGCAAACCGGCCACCGCGAAGAGGUCCAGGACCCCCGGGAGCCGAGCGAAGCCCCCCAGGAGCGGCAGGAAGAGCGGGGGCGAACGCAGAAGGUGGGCGUGGCCACGCCCCCUCGCCCGAACGAGCCAAUCAUCCCCAUCCUGGUCAUCGCCUGCGACCGGGUUACGGUCAAGCGGAGCCUGGACCGGCUCAUCCAGUACCGGCCCUCCGCGGAGCUGCACCCCAUCGUGGUCAGCCAGGACUGCGGCCACGCGGAAACGGCGCGCGUGAUUGGCUCCUACGGAGACCAGGUGACGCACAUCAGCCAGCCGGACCUGUCGGACAUCAGGGUCCGGCCCGAGCACAGGAAGUUCCAGGGAUACUACAAGAUCUCCAGGCACUACCGCUGGGCGCUCAACCAGGUGUUCGGCGCCAUGGGCCACUCCUCCGUGGUCAUAGUGGAGGACGACCUGGAGGUGGCGCCGGACUUCUUCGAGUACUUCCGGGCGCUGUACCCGGUCCUGCGCGCCGACCCCAGCCUCUGGUGCGUCUCGGCCUGGAACGAUAACGGGCGGGACGCCCUGGUGGACCCGGCCAAGCCGGGGCUGCUCCACCGGACCGACUUCUUCCCCGGCCUGGGCUGGAUGCUGCUGAGGGACAUGUGGGCCGAGCUGGAGCCAAAAUGGCCGCCGGCCUUCUGGGACGACUGGAUGCGGCAGCCGGAGCAGCGGCGGGGCCGAUCCUGCGUGCGGCCCGAGGUUUCCCGCACCAUCACCUUCGGCCGGAAGGGGGUCAGCCUUGGCCAGUUCUUCGACCAGUACCUGCGCUACAUCAAGCUGAACGCUGAGUUUGUGCCUUUCACCAAACACGACCUGUCUUACCUGCUGAAGGAAAAGUACGACGACGCCUUCGUCAAGGAGGUUUACGGCGCCACCCCCGUGAGGAUCGAGGACCUGCAGCAGGGGGGCGGCCUCAGGGGGCCCGGCCCCUACAGGGUUCAGUACUCCAGCAGGGACAGCUUCAAGGUCUUUGCCCGGAACUUGGGCGUGAUGGACGACCUGAAGUCGGGGGUUCCCCGGACAGGCUACAGGGGCGUGGUCAGCUUCCUGCACCGGGGCCGGAGGGUGUUCCUGGCCCCGCCCGAGGGCUGGACCCAGUACGACGUUAGCUGGAGCUAG